AUGGGCAUCGUGGUCGACUUAAGCGAUGAAGUUAGGGCCACGGCACCCAUUUAUGAAGGCUUAUACAACUACGUCUUUACCAGCGAUACAGAGUGUGAAGUCUUACGAGGCAUCAAGGAACAGCAUUGCUUCAUGACGCUUGGCUUUGCCAGUGAACUGACUACUGCCAGCAAUUGCCAUUCUUUAGAGCGGAUUUAA
Molecule: messenger RNA, 198 nt
Organism: Hydatigera taeniaeformis
Lineage: Eukaryota; Metazoa; Platyhelminthes; Cestoda; Cyclophyllidea; Taeniidae
Source: the annotation of a GenBank genome assembly